Molecule: messenger RNA, 1803 nt
Organism: Trypanosoma rangeli
Lineage: Eukaryota; Euglenozoa; Kinetoplastea; Trypanosomatida; Trypanosomatidae
Exons: 1
Coding region: 1-1803 (600 amino acids)
Source: RefSeq, a predicted model, not a curated record
AUGCCUGCGUUGGUCUUUACGAGAGAAUCCUCGCUGCGUUCGCUGCAGCUUGAAAACGAGGCGCUGCGGCGUCAACUGCGGCAGACUCAUGUGGACGUGGCGCGACUGCUCCAGCCGCCGCCACUGCCGCGCAAGGCGAAGGGUGAUCGUGGAGUUGAGGCGGAGAAGAAUAGCAGCGGCAGUCGCCAUGGGGACGCGGAGCACAUUGAGCGCCUCGAGCGGCGGUGUGAGCUGUUGGCUACGCGGCUCGUGUCGAUUGUGCGGGACAGACAGUUGUCAGAGUGUGUGGAGGUACACUUUCUGCUUCGAACGCAGGAGGAGGAGCGGCGGUUUCUGCGCGACGCCCUUCUGACGCUGCUGCGGAGGCAAAAACAAGGCACCACCGGCGAGGUCUAUGGGGGGCCGAUGGAUGACGAGAUUCACCCAAGCAUGCUUAGCGCACUAAUCAUGCAGGUGUAUGAGGGGAUACAGCACACCGAGUCUCAGUUGAAGCUGGAGCAGACAGAGCGGCUUCUUCUGCUGGAGCAAAUCGCCGACCUCAUUUUGGACAUACAGCAGGCAGUAGAGAAGGCGGCGCGGUGGGUGUACGACUACCACUGUGAGUUUCUGCAUACCGAUCUUCUUCGCCAAAUGACGCGGUGUAAGGAGCCACACAACGUCGGCACGAGCAAGCUGCUUUCGCUGACGGAUGCAACCCCUGAUUGUCAGUCAGGUUCCUCUCUUCACGUGGGAGGCGGCCACCGUGCAGAGCGACGUUGGCGGGGGGGCGUCGAUGGGCUUAUGGAAUUACCACCAACCUCCGUGCACGAGGCGGCGGGAGCGGCGACGUUGCUUACACAGGAGGGGGGCGAUCUUCUGGAGGCAUGUGACGUGCUGCGGGCGUGUUACCGAGCGUUGGCCGGCGUUCGCACUCUGCUCAGGGAGGCCAUGUCCACACUGACUCCCUCACUCACCUCACAGCCUGGGAAGUUGACACAGGUGGAGGAACUCGUGAAGGGUUUUUAUCGGGAGUUGCAAGAAAUGCGGCAAAGUAACGAGAAGGACCGAGAGACGCUGGUGCGACGCUUAGAAGCGGAGAUUGAGGCGCACCGAUUCACGGUGCAAAAGUAUGAGGCUCGCCUUAAGUUGGCUGAGCGGGAGUUGAUAGACCACCUCACUUCCGCAACGUCUGUGCCGCGGGAUGCAUUGGUGUCGAGUGACGCCUUCGCCUUUUUCAAGCAUUCGGGAAACGAGGAGGAAGACGGCAAUGGCGACACGGGAGCCGCAACACCGCCAUCGCCGCCACGCACGUCAGCAAAGGCGGCCGCAGCGAUAGACCAGCACGCUGUGAGGGGCGCCGACACCAUUCGGCGUCAGUGCACCAUGGAGAGGGUUGCGGCGCCCUCCCAGCGGGGGGACGUGAAGGUGCUGCUGGAGAGAGACAAGGACAACCCACAGAAGAGGCGGGAGGUUCCUUACCCCGUUGCUCGUAGAAACGGUACUGUUGCCAAUGCAUAUCCUUCUGCGUUUUCUUUGUCCCCAGCUCCCACUGCUGCUGUUGCGCAGCCUUCACCGGAGAUGUGGCUGCAGCAGCGUGCGACUUCACAGUCCCUCUCAUCGCUUGACACUUUGCACGACGGGAUGGGCGACGACUCGACAGGAGAGGGAUCGGUGGCGCACUCGCCCCCUCCAUCACCACUGUCAUCAAGGAAAGGGCGGCGCCCGCGGAGGGGUGAAAUUCGGGAGGGCAGGACUGUGGUGUCCUCACAGCAGCAACUGCGCAGACGGCCCCGGGCGAUUUUGCUCAGCCCUUUGCCCUUUUGA